GGCGGGACUUCCUGUCUCCUCUAUCCAAGAGCCUCCAAAGUGAGGCGGUGUGCAGAGUGUUUGAGUGUCAAGACCUGUGGCAGUAGAUAAGUUCGUACCUAGUGCACGGGUAUUCACCCACUUGUUCUUGUAGUUAUCCUUGCUGUUCUCCCACGGCGUCUCCGAGAGGCCUUGGAGCCCCGAGAACCCAAGCUUGUGUCUGUCCGCAGGUUCGGAGAGGGCCAUGGAGGUGCGACCUCCAGCACCACGGAGCUUCCUCUACAGGGCACUGGGUCCUUUCCCCCGGGUCUUUGCUGCAGAAGCUGUGGCUGCUAAUUCUGUGGCCGCCGAUUCGGAAGUCCUUGUGGAGGACCAGAAGCUUCCUUCCUACAUCUCGGAACCUCGUUAUCCGGAGUCCGGAUGGGACCGCCUCCGAGAGCUGUUUGUUAAAGAUGAACAGCAGAGAACGUCAAAAGAACUUGAGAAUAUUUAUAGGGCAGCAGCUUCAGCAGGCAUCAUUGGCUGGGCAUAUGGGGGAAUACCAGCUUUUAUUCAUGCUAAACAGCGCUACGUUGAACAGAGCCAAGCAGAAAUUUAUCAUAACCGGUUUGAUGCUGUGCAAUCGGCGCAUCGUGCUGCCAUGCGAGGCUUCAUCCGGUAUGGCUGGCGCUGGAGUUGGAGAACAACAGUGUUUGUGACUAUAUUCAACAUAGUGAACACUGGUUUAAAUGUAUACCGAGAUAAAAAUGCCCUAAGCCAUUUUGUCAUUGCAGGAGCUGUCACAGGAAGUCUUUUUAGAAUAAAUUUAGGCCUGCAUGGCCUGGUAGCUGGUGGCAUAAUUGGAGCCUUGCUAGGCACGCCUAUAGGAAGCCUGUUGAUGGCACUUCAGAAGUAUUAUGGUGAGACGAUUCAGGAAAGAAAACAGAAGGAUCGAAAAACCCUCCAUGAGCUGCAACUGAAAGAGUGGAAAGCCAGACUACAGUUUACUGAGCUCCUCCCUGAAGAAAUUGAAAGUAGCCUACAGAAAAAUCGAUCCAAGGAUGAUGCUGAGAAAAUUGAAGCACUGCUAAAUCUUCCUAGAAACCCCUCAUCAACAGAUAAACAAGACGAGGACUGAAGUUGUUCUGGACUUGAAACUCACU
Phyllostomus discolor (pale spear-nosed bat) is the source of this 1121-nucleotide messenger RNA. RefSeq names its product translocase of inner mitochondrial membrane domain containing 1 (gene TIMMDC1). Lineage: Eukaryota; Metazoa; Chordata; Mammalia; Chiroptera; Phyllostomidae. Gene Ontology annotation, cellular component: mitochondrion. The transcript has 7 exons. The record is from RefSeq and is a predicted model, not a curated record. Bases 224 to 1096 code for a protein of 290 amino acids.